AUGGCUACAAACAAUUUAUUAUCAAGGAAGUCCAGUAAUAAUGUACCUACGAAUGAUAUAAGUUUAAGCUCGAAUUUUGAACAACUGGAGGUUUCAGAAGAUUUGAUAGCUCCAACGUUUAUUACUCUGAACUAUGUAGAAAAGGCAGCAAAAUUUUGGUUUAUGCCAGAUAUAAGUAAAACAGAAGCUCUUCUCUCGCUGAAAGCCACCACACCUGGAACUUUUUUGAUAAGGAAGUCAAAAACAAAAGUUGGAUGUUUUGCUCUCGUUUUGCGGGUGGCAAUCGACUCAUUGUACGAUAACCCAACAGCAAUUGCAUUGGAAGAUUGUGUCUCUACAUAUCGUAUUGAGAAAACAGCAGAAAACAAGUAUCAGUUCUCUUACACAGCGCAGACGUUUGACACCAUCGGAUCACUAGUAUUCCAACAUACAAAAGCACAAGGUAUACUUCCAUGUACAUUAAAUCUCCCAAAAUGUGGUAAGUAA
Molecule: messenger RNA, 486 nt
Organism: Mytilus trossulus (common blue mussel)
Lineage: Eukaryota; Metazoa; Mollusca; Bivalvia; Mytilida; Mytilidae
Product: tensin-4-like
Exons: 5
Coding region: 1-486 (161 amino acids)
Cellular component (GO): focal adhesion
Source: RefSeq, a predicted model, not a curated record